This is a messenger RNA of Panicum virgatum (switchgrass), 3670 nucleotides long. RefSeq names its product pentatricopeptide repeat-containing protein At3g49730-like. The coding region runs from base 1423 to 3126 and encodes 567 amino acids. The transcript has 3 exons. Lineage: Eukaryota; Viridiplantae; Streptophyta; Magnoliopsida; Poales; Poaceae. The record is from RefSeq and is a predicted model, not a curated record. Gene Ontology annotation, molecular function: mRNA binding; protein binding.
CAUCAAUGCAGUAUCCUUAUGCCAAAGAUGUAUCAGGUUUGCAGUCUUCAGCUAAGAGCCAAGUGGUAUCUUGAUUAUGUCUGAAGUUCAUGGUCCACUAUCUGUUGUCAUGCAGAUAUUUGGAGGAUUACUGACCCAUAGGAGGGAUGUGAUUCAUAGUAGCUUCCCUCAUAGAUUUGGCAGCCAGGAGUUGCAUCUGGCAACUGCAUUUGAUGUUGCAGAAUUCAGCUGGAAGGUAUGAAAAAAAAGAUGCAGGUAUUAAAAUGGUAUGGAAUGGACAAACUGUUUUCACUAGUUUGGGAACUCAAGUUUUAUUUUUGAUCUUGCAUCUUAUAGUGCUCCAGCAUAUUCUGAUUCUUUCAAAAUCGAACUUGGUGGAGUAAUGUUGGAAAGACAGCUGUUCUGGAAAAGGAAGAUAGUAGGCUUUUAGAAUGGAUGAGGUUAGAAUGCUAUAAUCGGACUUGUGAUGUAUGCUAUGAAUGGUAAGAAGAUGCUCUUAGUUUUCCCGCAAGAUGGAUGCUCUGAGUUGAAUCGGUAUUAAGUAAUGAAUUUGCAAAUAGAGAACUAUAGGAAUCCAUCCAAUUCUCGUUCUACAACAAGAAGAUCCAUGAACUGGAACGGAUGGAAGAUAGCACUAGGCAUCCUUGUAAGUUGCAACUACUGCUGUCAGCUUCAGGCUUUAAACCCUAUUCAUGAACCACCUGCGUUAUAAUAUGUCCUUUCUGGUAACUUGGGUUUGCUGAGGAAAUAUGCACGAGGUAAGCUGGGGUGCUCAUAUUCUACCAUUUUUAAAGAUUUCCAACGGCGGCACUGGCUUACCCCCUGUGUCCAUAGCUUGUCUUGAUGCUUUUUAGAUGAUGAAUUGUUGAUGCCCUUUUUAAAGUUUCGUAGCUAAUCUUGAUGGUCUUUUGGCCUUGAAAAAUCUUGAUGGCUUUUACUCCCUUUGUUACGCAAACAAAAAAUGACGUUUCAAUAUCAAUCCUUUGGAUAAUAUAGAGACAAAGUUGUGCAUUGGUGUUUUCUUUUUCUUUUUCUUUUUUUUUUUUGCUUGGAGGGUUUUAUUACCAUCCGUCUCAGAAACAAGCAAGCCAAAGUAACUGCAUAGAGGAGUAAAUGUGAAAACAAUACCUAGAUAAUCUAGAACGUCAAUAGUAGUUAGUUUGACGCAUGGAAGUGUUUCCUCUACACUGCAUAGGGAGUCAUCUCACUGACGCGUGGACCCAACUGCCGUCGGCCCACCCGUCAGUGGGGGAGUCCCCUGCAGUUUCUCUCUCCCCCAUGUUGGCCAGUCCCACCCUUCGCCUCGUCUGAGAGAGACUCCAAAAUCCGAAGCCCCUGCACCCGUUUCCCCACCCACCGCCCCAAAAUUUGAAAUUCUUUUCGCUUCCCUCUUCGCCGGCCUCCGACCCCCGAGCUCCCGCGAUGGCGGAUCCGCCGCCUGUGCUCACGCUCCUCGUGCAGAAGGGCCCCUGCAAGGGGGAGACCCGGCGGGGCCGUGCCGGCGCGGCGCUCCGUGUCGGCCGCGUCGCCAAGGGCAACCACCUCGCCGUGCGCGACGCCGGCGCUUCGCAGAGCCACCUCUCCGUCGAGUUCCUCGCGCCGCCCGCGGCACGGUGGGCCGUCACCGACCUCGAGUCCUCCAACGGCACCCUCCUCAACGGGGUGCCCCUCGUGCCCACUGUCCCCGCCCCGCUCUCCGACGGGGACCUCAUCAAGAUCGGGGAGAGCACCGUGCUGUCCGUCUCCAUCUCGGCCGAUGAGGGCCUGCGACCACCCCUCGCGGCCACUAGGCGGUCCGCGCGCAACGCAGCGGCGGCGGCGGUGGAGGAGGAACAGGGUCCCGCGGUGACGCGCAGGGCCGGACGGAAGAAGGCUGCUGCGGCGGAGGCUCCCGAAGCAGAGAAGGAAGAAGCUCCAGUUCCGACACGCCGCGGCGGGCGUAAGAAGGCCACGGAGCCCCCUGAUUCAGAGAAGGAAGUGAAGGAGGAAGCUCCAGUUCCGACGCGCCGAGGUGGGCGGAGGAAGGCAGCGGAGACCCCUCAAGUGGAGACGGAAGAGGAAGAGGAGGAAGCGGCAGUGCCGCGCCGUGGCCGGCCGAGGAAGGCUGCAGCGACGGCUGCCCUUCCGCCACAGCCGCAAAGUACGAGGUCAACGAGAGCUGCUGCUAGGAGAGGUGAUGCAGUGGGGAGUGGAAACGAUGAGGGGAAGGUGGAGUGGACCGGACGGGUUACAAGGGCAAGUGUAAGGAAGGCCACGCAUGCUGUUCCUGAGGAGGACGAAGAGGGAGAGGUGCCUGUGAACAGGGAUCAGGUAGGGAAUCCUCCAAGGGCGACAGGUCCCAAGGGUGGUGAAGAGAAGGAUACGGUAGAAACCAGAGAUGGAACUUCAAAUACAUCAGAGGAGGUGCUGGCGGCUGGGAGAGGUCGCACAGAGAGUAACAGAGGAGGCAGAAGAAAGGCUACGAGGGCAACCACAAGGAAGGCUGAUGAUGCUAUGAUUGAGGAGGAUGCUGAAAAGGAGCAAGAGGAAAGUGAUAUGACUGAUGUAAGAGAAUGCAGGGGCAGUCCACGGAGGGUGAUGGCACCGAAUGAUGGUGGUGAGGAGGGUAAGGUGCCAACUGGGGACAGCAAGUUGGAUAGAACCUCAAAGGCAUCCAUGGAGGAUGAGAAGAUGGUGGAUGUGGAGGAGGAUGCGCCAUUGGCUCCGAAAGGGCAGACAGGGACGGCAAUACAGGGGAGGGUCAAUGCUCAGCGUGCUACUGCCAACAACGAUGCCAUGGAGGAAAGGGAGGGGAAGAAUUCAAGCAGGGGAGAGGAAAAUGAAGUUGAUCGCGAGUUGAGGGAAAGAAUGUUGCCGGGAUCAAAGCUGGAUGGUGUUGGAGAAGAGGAAGAGAAUGACAAGAGGGAAGCUAUUGGUGGCAGUGGGGAGGAAGGGCUUGUGGAGGAGAGGACUGGGAUAAGCAGCUUAGAGAAUAUGACAUUGGGGGAGUGGUUUGUUCGGAUCGAGAGAUACCUUCUAGCAAAGAACGAGGAGGCUGCUGAAAAAGCGAUAGCUGAAGUUCGAGAGAAACAUCAGUGUUUCUGCGAGCAUCUUAAAACGCUCGAGAAGAGUUCUGAUCCUUCUUAAGAUCCAUGGUACGUUCAGCAGAAUCAAGCAAUUUUGCUAUACUGCAGUUAAAAUGUUUUCGUGAGGAACCUAGAAAAUUUGUGACUAAAUCUUUUAGGGUUUUGCCCUAUAGUGAAUGCUGAUUCUAAUUAGAUACAUUCAUUUAUUGCCUAUUCAAUUCUUGGGCCAUUUUCUACCAAAUGACUUGUUUACGAGUGCCACUUGGUAAUUUUGAUUCUUCUCAUAUGUAAAGAGAACUGUGCCGUAGUAUAGGCAAAGUGAAAAGCGGAUUCUGCUUAUUCAGUUCAUUCCUAGAAUCUACUUACUGAUGUAUUGCUGCAAAAUCAUGUUGUUUGGCACAUAUUCUCGUUAAAUCUGUGAAAAGAGCUGAGAUACUUUUUGAAAGACAAAAGGAGCUGAGAUAUAAGCUGUGUGAAACAAGGCCAUAAUUCUCCAGGGACUUCUUUUGUCCAUGUUUACCUUUUGUUUUUCUUGUUGUAACUUAUACUAACACUAUGCAUUUGCAUUGCUGACAAAUUUCUUGGGCCUGUGCGCUGUGGUUUCA